UCAGAGUAAUGUUGGACAAAGAACAAAAAAUAGAAGCGGCCAUUGGCCUAGUAUUAUUGGUCUUUUCGGCUAGUGGUGGUCUCAUAUUGGAUGACUGUAAGACGAAUCUUUUGCUGUUAGUUUUAGUUUUAAGGACCUUAUCCCUAUAGAUAAGGAACCUUCGGCCAGAUUUGGCAAAGUUCUGAUGGCAUCUGCCUCUGCGUUGUUGGUAUUCGGCGCUGUGGCGGCGAAAAAGGAUCACAGGAUAAAGAUUCAAAUUUUUUGGCUACUGUCAUCGGUAGUCUUUUUGGCCACAACGAUCAACCUGGUUAAUAAUCAAUUUUACAGAAGUUACAUUCCGUACCUCGUGCUACCACUUGCAUGCGCAGGUGUUCUCCACAUUGGGCUGAUGUUGUGGAUUUAUCGUAUUAACGUCAGCUUGACCAAAGUGGAAGAACAUUCAGAGGAUGUCACAAGUGUCAAGCCACCUCCUUAUAACGAACGGGAAACCCCUAAGGUAGCCGAGAGCCUUAAAGUGGAAAUGGUUUAAAAAUAUAACCUUUGUCAUUUACUCAAACAGAUAGGUGAGAAAUCAUUUCCCAACCUAACGAAAGAAGUAUAAACGAUAAAAUGAAUAAAUCAAGCUUCUUGAAAUUCUUAACCAAA
Drosophila bipectinata is the source of this 645-nucleotide messenger RNA. NCBI's taxonomy places the organism in Eukaryota, Metazoa, Arthropoda, Insecta, Diptera, Drosophilidae. The record is from RefSeq and is a predicted model, not a curated record.